This is a messenger RNA of Ostertagia ostertagi, 1605 nucleotides long. NCBI's taxonomy places the organism in Eukaryota, Metazoa, Nematoda, Chromadorea, Rhabditida, Trichostrongylidae. The record is from the annotation of a GenBank genome assembly.
AUGCCUCCGAUCAAUGGCAGAAGCUUUUCUACUGUUUCUAGGCACAGGACCGACUCCCGGCCAAGCACGCACCGCCGGCGGGAGUCUCGCACACCUCCAAGCUCCCGGACGACGUCUAACUGUUGCUUCAAUUGUGGUGGCGCUGGUCAUUUUGCUCGCCAAUGUCCAUCACCCUCUUCGUCCGGCCCGAAGCCGUCAGGUACGCCGUUUCGACAACGCUCUCGUGUUUCUGGCGAUCCUACACCUUCUCAUGUAAGAGAUUUGUCCCCUCGACACUCGCGAUUUCGUGACGAUUUCGAAGACGCCCGCAACCAAAUUAACGCUCUCUCUGUCUCCUUACGUGAGAAACAGGACGCGCUCGACAAUUCCAAUGCCCGAGUGGCAGCUCUUUUGAAACGUAACGAUGAGCUCUCUCGUUCAGUCUUCACUAGGGCCUCUCCUCCUUCACCUGCCCCCGCUUCCUGCUUCGUGGGGGUUAAUUCACUAAUGUUGUGUUUAUUGGCUUGCGCCCUCCUUCCCACAGGGCUCUGCCAGCCGGCAUGGUUCUGCCCGCAGGACUCUCAUGAGUAUCCAAUCCGCAUUCCUCUUACCUAUAAUUGUUCUCGUUUGAUCCCAGAUAUUUCUUCCCCUCCGCGUAACCUUUCUGUUCAUCUCUACCGCCCUAAUAGCAAACGUUAUGACACACCAGCAUCACUUUGCAAAAUCGUCGAACAGACCGUGACUUAUUCGGUCGGUUUCUUCGGGGCUCGCUAUGAAAACCAUUCCGAACACCAUAAGGCCGUUCCCAUUGAACAUUGUCGUCUUAUGGCACAGCAUAACCAGUGUGAGUAUGGCGCACUCACCAAGGUGGGGAGUGUCUUCAGAACUUCACAUCCUCUCACAAUUCCUUGGCCCUCUGCCCCUUUUGGCUGCUGCGUGACUCACUCACUUACUGUUACUAAUUGCUUCCUUAUCCCCACGCAUAUCCACGUGCGUUACGGGGCAUCUUUCCCCGAUUCGGCGGUCACAGCCUUCCUCGACGUCUCCACCUUCUUACUCUCUAGCACCGCGGAUCCCGUUCCAUGCACUACCGGUCGCUCGUUCCUUAUCCCCUUCUCAAACGGCACGGUCCGGUUCGACCCCCUAUCUGGCUCUCAGGUUCCAGCUUUCAGCUCGGACAUCCCCGUACUUGGCGAUCCUUUCAAGGUAGACCUCAUGGUACCCUCCGUCCCGCUAACAAUCUUCCAUAAUUUGGUGUUAACGAACGUUAGCGAACUCUUACCGGAUCAGCAACUUACUGAACUCUGGCAGACACGUCAGUAUGAGCGCAUACUAUCCCCAUUGGACUCGCAGAGUCCCAUCCAGAAUUCUCAAGUUGAUUACUCGGCGACUCCGGCGCUCCCCUCUUUGUGGAAUUUUUUCCCACUCACGCCGUUCGACAUCUGGGUAGCCGGCUGUUGUUCCUAUGUGUCUUUCUUAAUGAUUAAGGCAAUUAUACGACUGUACCUGAAGCUGAACUAUCCCCAUCUUCUUCAAAGCCAGCCCUCCGCCCCCACUCAAGCCGCGAUCAGGGCGACGGGUUCUCCCGAAACCCCGUCCCCCUCUACUGGCCUUCAGUUCACGAGG